Molecule: messenger RNA, 2313 nt
Organism: Erigeron canadensis
Lineage: Eukaryota; Viridiplantae; Streptophyta; Magnoliopsida; Asterales; Asteraceae
Exons: 3
Coding region: 1-2313 (770 amino acids)
Molecular function (GO): zinc ion binding; nucleic acid binding
Source: RefSeq, a predicted model, not a curated record
AUGGCUUCAUCUCAAGAUGAAGACGGAUCGAGUCACGGCAAGAACAAAAGUGUGUCGAUUGAGGAACUUAGUCAUGAUUUUAUUAGUGAACAAAUCGGAAAAGCUUUGGAGAACUUCUCUCCCUUUAUCGUUAAAAAGUUAAACGAGACCCUUGAGGGCGCAAUGAGUGAUUCGAUUGCGAUCAAGAUAAGAGAAGAAGUUACAUCCGCGGUACAAGAGGAGUUUGAUAAACGAUUUCCGAAGGAAAAAGUACCGGAAAAUCAAGACGCUGAGGAACGUCCGAGGCCUAAGAAUAAGAAGCCUUAUGAUCUUAAGAGCUUCACCAUUGCUAACCCGCCCAAAUACAAUGGGGAUCCUGACCCGAUUGUGAGCACAAGGGCUAAGCUAUGGUGGGAUGGAGAGAUUGUUAAAAGGGGUGAGGAUGCAACGGUGGGUAUGGAAUGGGCUGAUUUCAAAGUGGCCUUCUUUAAAGAAUUUCGAUCAGAAGCCGAUGUGACUAGGCUUAGAAGCGAGUUUAUGAAUGACUCGCAAGGCACUUUGAAUGUAAACGAGUUUCGGGUACAAUUUCUGGACAAAGCUCAAUUUUGUCCGGAAUAUUUGAAAGACGAUCGGUUGUUAAAGGAGCAUUUUUAUCGCAAACUUCGCAAGAGCAUUCGUGAGAGGAUUACAUUACUUCAAAUCGAAUCGUUUACACAAUUGGUUGAUGUGGCUAGGUGGCAUGAGGUUGAGCAAGGUAUGCCGGAUGAUGAGACCUCCAAGAGAAAGACGGAACAAAGUAACUCUCCAAACAAGAAGUUCCGGUCUAGUGGUAGUUCGGGGGGUGGUUCGAAUAGGAAGAACAUUCCCACUUUCAACAAUUGUGGGAAACAUCAUUCCGGAGUUUGUUUAUUACCGUCUAAGAAAGGAUGCUUCAAUUGUGGCCAACCGGGUCACAUUAGCCGAGAUUGUAAAUUCUCUCCAAACAAACCUACCGUGUGUUUCAAAUGCUUUGACGAGGGACACAUGAAGAGUGCUUGCCCAUUGUUAACGGAGGAGGAAAGGCAAGCCGAAAUAAGAAAGGUUAAUGAAAGAAAAUUUGCGAAACAAGGGGGGAAUCCGAGGGGAAGAUCGUUCCAAAUCACGGUAGCUCAAGCCAAAGAGUCCACCGAUGUCGUGUCAGGUACCUUUCUAGUCCAUGACACCCCCGCUAAGAUUUUAUUUGAUUCCGGAGCAAAUCGUUCUUUUGUUGCUACUCGAUUCACUAAAUGCAUUCCUUUACAAUUGUCUUUUCUUGAACCUCCUUUAUUGGUUGAAGUAGCGGGUGAUCAAACUUACAUGAUUAAGAAUGUGUAUCUAGGUUGUAGUCUAACCAUCAAUUUCGAAAUUUUCAAAGCUAAUCUUAUUCCUAUGGGUUUGGGAGAAUUUGAUGUGAUUUUGGGUAUGGACUGGCUUGGCCAGCAUAAGGCAAAUAUUUGUUGUACCGACAAAAGUGUUCACCUAAAAACUCCUAACGGUAGGGAUAUGGUCAUUUACGGUGAAAGAAAUCAAGACCCAUUGCCUUUAUGCACCUUUGCUCGAGCCCGCCGACUUAUCUCUCGAGGGUGCAAAGCUUUUCUAGCUCAUGUUGUUGAUUCCAAUAAGGAAUCUAAAUCAAUGUCUGAAAUUCCUAUCGUGAAUGAGUUUGUAGAUGUUUUCCCCGAUGAUUUAUCAGGUCUUCUUCCCGAAAGACAAAUUGAUUUCAAAAUUGACCUCAUUCCGGGUGCUACACCUAUUGCCAAGGCUCCUUAUCGCCUCGCUCCAACUGAGAUGCGAGAAAUGAUGGAUCAAAUCCAAGAACUACUUGAUAAGGGUUUCAUUCGCCCAAGUAGUUCACCAUGGGGUGCUCCUGUCUUGUUUGUUAAGAAGAAGGACGGUAGUUUACGGAUGUGCAUUGAUUAUCGUGAACUCAAUAAGAUUGAUCUUCGAUCAGGGUACCAUCAACUUAAAAUUUGUGAAGAAGAUAUCCCAAAAACCGCAUUUAGGACUCGAUAUGGUCAUUAUGAAUUCAUGGUCAUGCCUUUUGGGUUGACUAAUGCUCUGGCGGCCUUCAUGGAUCUUAUGAAUCGUGUAUGUCGUCCUUUCCUUGAUAAAUCCGUUAUCGUUUUUAUUGACGACAUUUUGAUCUAUUCGAAGUGUCCAUCCGAUCAUGAGAAACAUCUUCGUGAAGUCCUGGAGACCCUUCGCCAUAAGAAGCUUUUUGCUAAAUUCUCGAAAUGUGAAUUUUGGUUGCGGGAAGUGCAAUUUCUCGGUCAUGUUGUUAAUCAAGAUGGAAUUAAAGUCAAUCCGUCGAAAUAA